Neurospora crassa OR74A is the source of this 1092-nucleotide messenger RNA. RefSeq lists its product as hypothetical. The record is from RefSeq and is a predicted model, not a curated record. Lineage: Eukaryota; Fungi; Ascomycota; Sordariomycetes; Sordariales; Sordariaceae. Bases 1 to 1092 code for a protein of 363 amino acids. The transcript has 4 exons.
AUGUUCUGGUCCGCCCUCCUCGCUCUCUUCGCGGGCGCCAAAGCUUUGCCCCAAUUCGGCGGCGGCGGCGGCGGCGGCAACCGCGUCACCAUGCUACGAUUCGGCUGUGCCCAAGUAGUCAUUGACCGGGUCGAUCCGCUCGUCAACCCGGGCCAGAUCCCCUCUCCCCAUGUGCACCAGAUCGUGGGCGGGAACGGCUUCAACGUGUCGAUGCCUCACACGGACAUUUCCGAGCUUGCCAGCUGCACCACUUGCCAGUUCUCCGAGGACUUCUCCAACUACUGGACGGCGAACCUGUAUUUCAAGGCUCGCAACGGGACCUACAAGCGGGUGCCGCAGGGCGGUGCGGCGUUGCAGUUCAACGACCAGUUCAGCACGCAGAUCAAUGGCGGGGUGUUAGUUUAUUAUGUGUCGGCUGAUCCGGGAAAGAUCACGGCGUUUAAGCCUGGAUUCCGUAUGCUCGUCGGCGACCCGAACAUGCGGUCGAGACCCGACACCAAGUUGAAGAGACAAAACUGCUACCGUUGCUACACCGGUCCCAACUUUGGCGGCGACGUCGGCGCUCCGUGCCAGGAUGACCGAGUGGACUCGGAGGCUCUCCCCAGCAAGCCCUGCCCGGGCGGGAUCCGAUCCAACAUCCACUUCCCAACCUGUUGGGACGGUAAAAACCUCGACUCCCCCAAUCACCGAGACCACGUAGCUUACCCGACCUCCGGGCCUGCCACUUUCUUAUCACUGGGCGGCUCCUGCCCGUCCACGCACCCAGUCCGGAUCCCGCAGCUCAUGUACGAGGUUGUCUGGGACACGACCCAGUUCAACAACAAGGCCGAGUGGCCGGCCGACGGGUCGCAGCCGUUUGUGCUCAGCACGGGCGACGCGACGGGGCUAGGCCAGCACGCCGAUUACGUGUUUGGCUGGAAGGGCGAUUCCCUGCAAAAGGCCAUGGAUACGGCCGGGUGCAUGGGCGCUCGGUGUGCUUCCCUCAAGACGCAGAAGAUUGAGGAUGCGAGGAAGUGCGCGGUCAAGAAGUUGGCUAAGGAGGAAUAUGAUGGCUGGCUUACCAAGCUUCCUGGUAUGGAUAUGCCGAUGUGA